Messenger RNA from Anolis carolinensis (green anole), 1074 nucleotides. Its product is annotated as aminopeptidase NAALADL1. Bases 1 to 1011 code for a protein of 336 amino acids. Lineage: Eukaryota; Metazoa; Chordata; Lepidosauria; Squamata; Anolidae. Gene Ontology annotation, molecular function: carboxypeptidase activity. The record is from RefSeq and is a predicted model, not a curated record. The transcript is spliced from 11 exons.
AUGGACUUUAGAAAAUGGCGCCCACGACGCUCCAUUAUUUUCGGCAGCUGGGGGGCUGAGGAGUUCGGUCUCAUUGGUUCUACAGAGUAUACAGAGGAAUUCUUCAGCAAACUGCAACUGCGCAGCGUGGCCUACAUCAACGUGGAUAUCGCUGUCUUUGCCAACGCAACCUUCAGGGCUCAAGGGACCCCACCGGCUCAAAAGGUCAUUUUCCAGGCAGCUCAGCAGGUCAAGACCCCAGCUGACCAGUCCCUCUCGGUCUACGAAAACUGGAAACACCAUUUCAACCGGAGCAGCCCUGUCUACGGCAUCAUUCCCAGUUUAGGGUCUCUGGGCGCUGGGAGUGACUAUGCCCCCUUUGUGCAUUACUUGGGCAUCACAUCCAUGGAUAUAGCCUACACCUACGACCGGAGCAAGACUUCUGCCCGCAUCUAUCCUGUGUAUCACACGGCCUUUGAUACCUUUGACUACGCCGACCGGUUUAUCGACCCAGGGUUCACCAGCCACCAAACCGUGGCACGGACCGCCGGCAACAUCCUGCUGCGCCUGGCCGACUCCUUGUUCCUCCCGCUCAACGUCAGUGACUACGGGGAGACCCUGCAGCAGAUGCUUACGGCGGCCGAACAAGGCUUCCAGGCUGAGUUGGUGAAGAACAACAUCUCCCUGGCUCCACUCAGAGAGGCCAUCUCCCGCUUCCAGUCUGCAGCUGCCGGUCUGAACCAACGCAUCUCUGACCUGCAAAAAGAGGAUUCUCCCAACCCUCUCCACAUCCGGACGGUGAAUGACCAACUGAUGCUGCUAGAAAGAGCCUUCCUGAACCCCAGAGCUUUCCCAGAGAAGUAUUAUUACAGCCACAUCCUCCUGGCCCCCAGGUCCUCCAGUGUGGCCACCUUCCCUGGCCUGGCCGAUGCCGCCUCCAGCGCCGACUGGGAUGGAGCGCGCAAGCACAUGGCCAUCGCCUGCCAUGCCAUCGAGAACGCCGCCUCCCUCCUCGAAGCUGUGGCUGAAUGACGGGGUCAAUGUCACCAGGACGGUCCUACCAUUGCUUGAACAAAGGAAUAAAGAAUCCAACCA